Messenger RNA from Salmo salar (Atlantic salmon), 2208 nucleotides. Its product is annotated as retinal Mueller cells isomerohydrolase. Gene Ontology annotation, biological process: retinal metabolic process; zeaxanthin biosynthetic process. The record is from RefSeq and is a predicted model, not a curated record. NCBI's taxonomy places the organism in Eukaryota, Metazoa, Chordata, Actinopteri, Salmoniformes, Salmonidae. Gene Ontology annotation, molecular function: retinol isomerase activity; beta-carotene 15,15'-dioxygenase activity; all-trans-retinyl-ester hydrolase, 11-cis retinol forming activity.
UUCUCAGACUCCCGGCGCUCUGCAUGGGAAUGGAACUGUCUAUAAAGGCUGCUGCUCACUCCACAUUUCUGACUGGGCUUCCUGCACGCAAGCUGUGUUUAUUCUCUAAAGGAAAAUGGUUAGUCGAAUUCAGCAUCCGGCUGGUGGGUACAUGAAAAUAUUUGAGACGUGUGAAGAAUUGAAUGAACCUAUUCCUGCUAUCGUUGUAGGUGUGAUUCCAGAAUGGCUGAGUGGCGGUCUAUUGCGUCUGGGACCCGGCCUGUUCGAGGUGGGGGCUGAACCUUUCUACCACCUUUUUGAUGGCCAGGCCCUCAUGCACAAGUUUGACCUAAAGAAUGGCCAUGUGACCUACUAUCGGAAAUUUGUCAAAACAGAUGCCUAUGUGCGAGCCAUGACAGAGAAAAGAGUGGUCAUCACUGAGUUUGGAACAGCAGCCUACCCAGACCCCUGCAAAAAUAUAUUCUCAAGGUUUUUCACCUACUUCAAAGGAAUUGAGGUGACAGAUAAUUGCUUAGUGAAUGUGUACCCUGUUGGUGAGGAUUUCUAUGCCUGCACAGAAACCAACUACAUCACCAAAGUGGACCCAGACACACUGGAGACUCUGAAAAAGGUGGACCUGUGUGAUUACCUCUCGGUCAAUGGGGUGACGGCUCAUCCACACAUUGAAAGUGAUGGAACGGUGUACAACCUUGGGAACUGUUUUGGGAAGAACAUGUCAUUGGCCUACAACAUUGUAAAAAUUCCUCCCACACAGAAAGACAAGUCAGAUCCCAUUGCAAAGUCCAAGGUUCUUGUGCAGCUACCCAGCAGUGAGAGAUUCAAGCCCUCAUACGUUCAUAGCUUUGGAAUGACAGAAAACUACUUUGUCUUUGUUGAGACUCCAAUAAAGAUCAACCUUCUAAAAUUCUUGACUGCUUGGAGCAUCUGGGGCACAAAUUACAUGGAUUGCUUUGAGUCAAACGAAACCAUGGGUACAUGGUUCCAUCUGGCUAUGAAGGACCCAGCUAAAUACAUAGAGCAUAAAUUCAGGACCUCUGCCUUCAAUCUCUUCCAUCACAUCAACAGCUAUGAGGACGAUGGCUUCGUCGUUGUUGACCUGUGCACUUGGAAAGGUCAUGAGUUUGUCUACAACUACCUAUAUCUGGCCAACCUGCGGGAGAACUGGGAGGAAGUGAAGAAAGCUGCUAUGAGGGCACCUCAACCGGAGGUCCGGCGAUACGUUCUGCCCAUAGACGUCCACAGAGAGAAACAGGGGAAGAAUCUGAUAUCCCUUCCGUACACCACAGCCACUGCAGUGAUGCGCAGUGAUGGAACCAUCUGGCUGGAGCCUGAGGUUCUGUUCUCUGGACCACGACAAGCAUUUGAGUUUCCUCAGAUCAACUACAGUAAGUUCUCUGGGAAGAACUACAGCUAUGCCUAUGGACUGGGUCUGAACCACUUCAUCCCUGACAGGAUUUGCAAACUGAACGUGAAGACCAAGGAGACGUGGGUGUGGCAGGAGCCAGACUCUUACCCCUCAGAACCCAUCUUUGUGCAGACCCCAGACUCUGUGGAGGAAGAUGAUGGGGUGUUGUUGAGCAUCGUGGUGAACCCUGGAGCAGACCAGAGGCCAGGGUACCUCCUCAUCCUCAAUGCCAGAGACCUGACAGAGAUCGCACGGGCUGAGGUGGAGGUCAUCAUCCCUGUCACCUUCCAUGGAAUGUACAAGCCUUAGGACUACUUUCUCAACACAUCUACAGAACAAUCAUAAUACUAAAACCUUUGUUGGGAUUAUACUUUACAUAAGAAAUCUAGUUACAGUGCAUUCGGAAAGUAUUCAGACAUCUUCCCUUUUUCCACAUUUUGUUAACGUUACAUCCUUAUUUUAAAAUGGAUUAAAUAAAAAAAGUUAAAUCUACACACAAUACCCCAUAAUGACCAAGUGACAUAUUUUAGACAUUAUUGCAAAUGUAUUAAUCAAAAUACAAGUACCUUACUUGUCUAAAUACUUAUGCAUUUUGCUAUGAGAUUCGAAAUUGAGCUCAGGUGCAUCCUGUUUCCAUUGAUCAUCCUUGAGAUGUUUCUACAACUUGAUUGGAGUCCACAUGUGGUAAAUUCAAUUGAUUGGACAUGAUUUGGAAAGGCACACACCUGUCUACAUCAGGUUCCACAGUUAACGGUGCUUGUCAGAGCAAAAACUAAGCCAUGAGAUCGAAGGAAUUGUCCGUA